AUGUUGACCUCAUUUCGUGAGCUGAGGUCGAAACUUAACGGGGCAGAAGGGUGGUCUCGCCUGCCAUCCUUCAGCGGCUACUCGUCACCAGACGCAGAAGAGACGAAAUCUCUUGGAGAAAAUGAUGACUCGGAGCUUCAACCUCUCAAGCAGCCAGAAGAUGGCCAGCGCAAAGCCCCUGGAAAGCUCCGCCUUGUGCUGUCCAUCACAAUCAAUGUUGUUUCGACGGUUUCUAUAGUUUUCACCAACAAGUACAUUUUCUCGAACGAAAAACUUCGGAACUGUCAAAUGGCAUUCGCAUCUUAUCACUUUUUCAUCACCGGUCUCACCUUGUGGGUGAUAUCACAACCCUGCUGCGGUGGCUUUGUCGCCAAGUCAAUUCCUCUUUAUCGGAAUAUGCAUUUGAUCGUUCUUAUGGCCGCGCAAGUCAUACUUCAAAACCUCUCUCUGGCAAAUUCGUCGGUCAUAUUUCACCAACUCGUCCGAUUACUACUCACGCCGGCAACCGCCUUAGUGGGCUUUGCGCUCUAUCGCACAGUCAUUCCGAGGGCAUCCAUUCUUCCAAUGCUGAUUUUGAUAAUGGGUGUGGGGACCAUCUUCUGGUUUGAUACGCGCUCCACGAAUAAUACGGCCGUCGCAACGUCGUCGAAGGGUGUUAUUUGUGCUUUUUCCGGUGUGCUUGCUAGUGCCCUUUACACGGCACUCGUUGGAGGCUAUCAGAAAAAGCUCCAAGUGAGUAGUAUGCAGCUUCUACUCAACCAAGCACCAGUGAGCGCUACCUUGCUCCUGUGUAUGGUCCCCUUUCUAGAUGCACCUGCUGCAACUACUGAGCUUUCACCAUCAUUAUACCUCGCUAUUUUUGCGAGUGGAUUCUUCGCCUGUCUGGUAAAUGUAUCCCAAUUUGCCGUCAUCGACGCUGUGGGUCCUGUUAGCAGCACAGUCAUUGGACAUCUGAAAACCUGCACGAUUGUCGGCCUGGGAUGGUAUUUGAGUGGUCAGCCUAUCGCAAACCAAAGCAUCGCCGGGCUUGCCCUCACUCUGCUAGGCAUGGGACUGUAUAUGACCGCUGUUCUUAAAAACCGCCGAUAA
Penicillium antarcticum is the source of this 1089-nucleotide messenger RNA. RefSeq lists its product as uncharacterized. Gene Ontology annotation, molecular function: antiporter activity. The coding region runs from base 1 to 1089 and encodes 362 amino acids. The record is from RefSeq and is a predicted model, not a curated record. Gene Ontology annotation, cellular component: membrane; Golgi apparatus. Lineage: Eukaryota; Fungi; Ascomycota; Eurotiomycetes; Eurotiales; Aspergillaceae. The transcript has 4 exons.